GAGGACGGCCAUGUUUAGCAAGGGCAAAACCUGUUCGCGUUUGCUUCACUUGUCUGCACGCAACAACGGAAGUGACAUUGUGGGCACCGGCACAGUGGGCCUGCUUUAGAAACAUGGCUGCGCCCACGGUAGUGGGUAUUUGUAGGAGAGUCUCGGCGUUCCUGAAGGCUGCGGGUUCCCUAGUAAGUCCCCAGGCGCCUGCUCGUCCCGGGUUUCCCCUUAGUUUGUUGCAGAAGAACACACACCAUGUCACAUCUUUUCUGCAGUGCAAAUUACUUCAUACUACGUUGUCAAGGAAAGGACUAGAAGAAUUUUUUGAUGACCCAAAGAACUGGGGGGAAGAAAAGGUCAAAUCUGGAGCUUCAUGGACCUGCCAGCAGCUAAGGAACAAAAGUAAUGAAGACUUACAUAAACUUUGGUAUGUCCUUCUGAAGGAAAGAAACAUGCUUCUGACUCUAGAGCAGGAGGCCAAGCGACAGAGAUUGCCAAUGCCGAGUCCAGAGCGGUUAGAAAAGGUUGUUGAUUCCAUGGAUGCCUUAGAUAAAGUUGUCCAGGAGAGGGAGGAUGCUCUGCGGCUUCUUCAGACCGGCCAGGAGAAAGCAAGACCUGGUGCCUGGAGAAGGGACAUCUUCGGACGAAUUAUCUGGCACAAAUUCAAGCAGUGGCCUAUACCUUGGUACCUCAAUAAAAGAUACAACAGGAAACGGUUCUUUGCGAUGCCCUAUGUGGAUCGCUUUGUCAGACUGAGAAUUGAGAAACAAGCCCGCAUUAAAGCAAGAAAGGAAAGUUUACAGAAAAAGAAAGAAAGAAUUCUCCAGGCAAAGUUCCCGCACCUCUCUCAAGACCAGAAGUCAAGUACUGUCCAAGAUGAGACCUACAAGUCAAACUCUGUGUGAGAUGAGACCCAGAAGUCCGAUUUCAUUCUUGAAGCUGCCUGUGUCCUAAUGUGAAUAUGUCUUUAUAAAAUGUUUUUGUUAAAAUGAUAUCAGUUGUUCUUGUGGAUAACAUGGCAUGUUAAUUAACCAUAGAAGCACUGCUGCUUCUAUCAAAACCAGGCAGAGUUCAGGUUCAGUUCCCAUAUCCUGAUAUCUAAGCAGACUUAAUAACACCCGAAGUCUUGGUAUAAAUCUGAUGCUAGCUGCCAGAAUGAUGCUAGAACCAAAGCCGGUUUGGGAAUGCUGUUUGCACCACUACUGUUAAAAAGUGGCCGGUGGGGAGUGGGGUGGUGCACAGGACUGGAAAGAUGGCUUAGUGGUUAAGAGCACAAGUUGCUCAGGACCCAGAUUCGAUUCCCAGCACAAACAAGGCUUAUAACCAUCUAAAGCUCCAGUUGUGGAAGCCAACACCCGGCUUCAACAAGCACCAGGCACUAGUAUGGUGCAAGCAUACAUGUGGAUAAAAUACCCAUACACAUAAUUUCUUUUAAGCAUGAAAGGGACAUGGAUACUGUCACUGGAACAGUUGAUUGCUUCCUGUCAUCAAAACAGUGGAAAAGCAGUACUGACAAUAGCAAGGCACAACAGAGACAAGAAUCCAAAAACCCUUCUAGG
Molecule: messenger RNA, 1550 nt
Organism: Chionomys nivalis (European snow vole)
Lineage: Eukaryota; Metazoa; Chordata; Mammalia; Rodentia; Cricetidae
Gene: Mrpl47
Product: mitochondrial ribosomal protein L47
Exons: 7
Coding region: 114-896 (260 amino acids)
Biological process (GO): mitochondrial translation
Cellular component (GO): mitochondrial large ribosomal subunit; mitochondrial ribosome
Molecular function (GO): structural constituent of ribosome
Source: RefSeq, a predicted model, not a curated record